Messenger RNA from Helobdella robusta, 2022 nucleotides. RefSeq lists its product as hypothetical. The annotation marks the transcript as partial. Gene Ontology annotation, biological process: tRNA methylation. NCBI's taxonomy places the organism in Eukaryota, Metazoa, Annelida, Clitellata, Rhynchobdellida, Glossiphoniidae. Gene Ontology annotation, molecular function: tRNA (cytidine-N5)-methyltransferase activity; tRNA binding. The transcript has 19 exons. Gene Ontology annotation, cellular component: cytoplasm; nucleus. The record is from RefSeq and is a predicted model, not a curated record.
GGGUAUAUACUUCAGGCCAAAGAAAGCAAAUUAUUUGAAAGUUACUACAAAGGUCAAUGUAUAGUGCCAGAAGAGGAGUGGAAUGAUUUUAUGGAGGCAUUAUUGCGACCUUUACCCUGCACUUUCAGAGUUACUGGGUUCAAAAGCCAUGCAAAGGAUAUGCUAUCGAUUGUUAAGAAGGAUUAUUUAAACAAUCUUCUCCAUCCCUACCACAUCACCACCACCAUCAUCAUUAUCAGGUAUCCAGAUGAGUUGGCAUGGCAGUUGGACUUGGCUAGAAAGGACAUCAGACAGGAUGGUCGACUGAAGAGGUUGCAUCAGUUUCUCAUUCAAGAAACUGAAAGUGGCUACAUAAGUAGGCAAGAAGCAGUCAGCAUGAUUCCUCCAUUGGUCCUUCAAGUCACACCACAUUCUAAAGUGUUGGAUAUGUGUGCAGCUCCCGGCUCGAAAACAGCCCAACUCAUCGAGUUCCUCCACUCUGAUGAGGAUGAUGAUGGGAGCAAUAAGCACGAAUCUAGUGGCUUCGUUAUAGCGAACGAUUGCGAUAACAAGAGAUGCUACCUGAUGGUCCACCAGAUCAACAGGCUGCUCAGUGCCAAUUUUGCUGUCACCAAUAUGGACGCUACUAACAUGCCUAACUUUUUUCAUCCCACGACGGAUGAGGUUGUCAAGUUUGAUAGGAUCCUCUGUGACGUCCCAUGCAGUGGCGACGGAACCCUGAGAAAGAAUGUGGACGCCUGGCACAGGUGGAACCCUGGAUCGGCCCACGGUCUGCAUAAUUUACAGAGGAGAAUAUUGAGGAGAGGGAUGGAGAUGUUGAGUGAGGGUGGCCUGAUUGUCUACUCGACCUGCUCGCUGAAUCCCGUCGAGAAUGAAGCCGUUGUGGCGCAUAUACUGAGAACUAUGAAGGGCGCCGUAGAAUUAGUGGAUAUAAAGGAGCGUCUGCCUGGCUUGCUGUCAGAGCCUGGUAGAAGUUGCUGGAAGGUCAUGACAAAAACCGAAGAAUGGUACAGUAGCUAUGCGGAGGUACCCCAGAGACUUCACACCCAACUCGUGCCUACCCUAUUCCCUCCCUCCGAGGAGGAAGUGGUGCAGUUCAGUUUGCACAAGUGCAUGCGGAUUCUUCCCCACAAGCAAGACACCGGCGGGUUCUUUGUGGCAUUGUUGAGAAAAAAUGCAUCGUCGUUAUCGUCAUCAACAUCAUCGUCAUCAUCAUUAACGUCGCUUGGUGUUGCUGAUAAUGAUGAUGAAAAGAGUCGUAAUGAUAAUGAUGGUAACAAUGAGGAUGAAAAAGAUGAUGAUGGUGGUGAUAAUGAAGCAUCUAAGAAGCAGAAGCACUUCGGCUACAAAGAGGAUCCGUUCAUUUUUCUGAAGCAAAACGAUCCAAUGUGGAAGCCCAUCAUCGAGUUUUAUGGCAUUUCCGAUGAUUUUCCAUUCGAUCAGCUGAUGGUGAGAUGUGACACCGGCAAGAAGAGGAACAUCUAUUUUGUGUCUUCUGUCAUCAAACAACUGGUUCAGAAGAACGAGGACAAGUUCAAGUUCAUAAACUUCGGGGUGAAAAUUUUGAGUAGGAGUGUAUCGAAGGAUGUGGAGUGUGAGUUCAGACUGGUCCAAGAUGGCUUGCACCUCUUGUACCCCUACAUAACGAAGAGGGUGGUAAAGGUCACGAGGGCAGACGUUGUCACCUUGCUCAGCUCAGAGAACCCUUACAUCAAUAGGUUCUCUAAACUUGCUCAUGACCAAAUGCAGUCAUUAGAUCAGGGAGGCUGUGUUUUCUUGUAUGAACCGUCGCCAGACACAGAUGGACCGAACUGUCGACUAAUUUUAUGCGGUUGGAAGGGCAAGGUUUCAUGUCGAUCCUUCCUUCCGAAAGCUGAUCGAGGUCACUAUUUGAGAUUGUGUGGAGCUGAACUGACGCAUCACGGUUUGUAUGUGUGUUUGUAUGAUUUCGUUUUGUUUGUUUGUCUGUGUUUUGUGUGUUUGGUUUGUGGGUAUGUAUCCUUGUUUGUGUGUUUUGUUUGA